Molecule: messenger RNA, 2978 nt
Organism: Hyaena hyaena (striped hyena)
Lineage: Eukaryota; Metazoa; Chordata; Mammalia; Carnivora; Hyaenidae
Gene: OTUD7A
Product: OTU deubiquitinase 7A
Exons: 10
Biological process (GO): protein K63-linked deubiquitination; protein deubiquitination involved in ubiquitin-dependent protein catabolic process; protein K48-linked deubiquitination
Cellular component (GO): cytoplasm; nucleus
Molecular function (GO): K63-linked polyubiquitin modification-dependent protein binding; DNA binding; cysteine-type deubiquitinase activity
Source: RefSeq, a predicted model, not a curated record
GCAAAAACUGGGACCUGACAGCCGCUCUGAGUGACUAUGAGCAGCUCCGACAGGUGCACACAGCCAACCUGCCACAUGUGUUCAACGAGGGCAGGUGUCCCAAGCAGCCAGAGCGAGAGCCGCCACAGCCCGGGCACAAGGUGGAAAGACCCUGCCUGCAGAGGCAGGACGACAUUGCCCAAGAGAAGCGACUUUCUCGGGGAAUUUCCCACGCCAGCUCAGCUAUCGUCUCCCUGGCCCGGUCCCACGUGGCAAGUGAGUGCAACAAUGAGCAGUUCCCCCUGGAGAUGCCCAUCUAUACAUUCCAGUUGCCGGAUCUGAGUGUGUACAGCGAAGACUUCAGGAGUUUCAUUGAACGGGACUUGAUCGAGCAGGCGACCAUGGUGGCUUUGGAGCAGGCAGGUCGCCUGAACUGGUGGUCCACUGUGUGCACAAGCUGUAAACGGCUUCUUCCUUUGGCCACUACAGGGGAUGGGAACUGCCUUUUACACGCCGCCUCGCUGGGAAUGUGGGGGUUUCAUGACCGGGACCUUGUUUUGCGGAAAGCUCUCUACACCAUGAUGAGGACAGGGGCUGAAAGGGAAGCCCUAAAGAGAAGAUGGAGGUGGCAGCAGACGCAACAGAACAAAGAGUCAGGGCUGGUGUACACCGAGGAGGAAUGGGAGCGGGAGUGGACUGAGCUGCUGAAAUUGGCAUCCAGCGAGCCACGCACGCACUUCAGCAAGAAUGGUGGCACAGGUGGGGGUGUGGACAACUCUGAGGACCCCGUGUAUGAGAGUCUAGAGGAAUUCCAUGUGUUUGUCCUCGCCCACAUAUUAAGAAGACCAAUAGUUGUCGUAGCAGAUACAAUGUUGAGGGACUCGGGUGGAGAAGCAUUUGCUCCAAUCCCAUUUGGAGGGAUUUACCUGCCCUUGGAGGUGCCUCCCAACAGGUGCCAUUGCUCACCUCUGGUUCUUGCCUAUGAUCAGGCACAUUUCUCUGCCCUAGUGUCCAUGGAGCAGAGAGAUCAGCAAAGAGAACAAGCCGUGAUCCCCCUGACGGAUUCGGAGCACAAGCUGCUGCCUCUGCACUUUGCAGUGGACCCCGGGAAGGACUGGGAGUGGGGCAAAGACGACAACGAUAACGCCCGGCUGGCCCACCUGAUCCUGUCGCUAGAAGCCAAGCUGAACCUUCUGCACAGCUACAUGAACGUGACGUGGAUCCGGAUCCCCUCCGAGACCCGGGCUCCUCUGGCACAGCCGGAAUCCCCAACAGCCUCUGUGGGAGAGGACGUGCAGUCCCUGGCCGACUCCCUGGACUCGGAUCGGGACUCAGUGUGCAGCAAUUCCAACAGCAAUAAUGGCAAGAAUGGCAAAGACAAAGAGAAGGAGAAGCAACGCAAGGAGAAGGACAAGACCCGCGCGGACUCCGUGGCCAACAAGCUGGGCAGCUUCAGCAAGACACUGGGCAUCAAGCUGAAGAAAAACAUGGGAGGCCUGGGCGGCCUUGUGCACGGCAAGAUGGGCCGCGCUAACUCCGCCAACGGCAAGAAUGGCGACGUCCCCGAGCGUAGCAAGGACAAGAAGACCAAGUCGCGCAAGGGCAGCAAGGAGGAGUCGGGUGCGUCGGCAAGCACGUCGCCGUCGGAGAAGACCACGCCAUCGCCCACGGACAAGGCGGCCGGGGCGUCGCCGGCCGAGAAGGGCGGCGGGCAGCGGGGCGACGCGUGGAAGUACAGCACGGACGUGAAGCUGAGCCUCAACAUCCUGCGCGCCGCCAUGCAAGGCGAACGCAAGUUCAUCUUCGCCGGCCUGCUGCUCACCAGCCACCGGCACCAGUUCCACGAGGAGAUGAUAGGCUACUACCUGACCAGCGCGCAGGAGCGCUUCAGUGCCGAGCAGGAGCAGCGACGCCGCGACGCCGCCGCCGCCGCCGCCGCCGCCACGGCCAAGAGGCCGCCGCGCAGGCCGGAGACCGAGGGCGCGCCAGGCCCCGAGCGCGCCUCGCCGGGCACGCCGGCCGGGCCGCCCACGCAGCUGGUGCUCAAGCUCAAGGAGCGCCCGAGUCCCGGGCCAGCGACGGGCACGCGGGCAGCGCGAGCGGCGGCUGGCGGCGCGGCCUCCCCGGGGCCCGGCGGCGGCGGCGGCGCGCGGCGCGCGGGCGCCAGCGGACCGCUUCCUGGCCGCAGCCCCCCGGCGCCGGCGCGCCAGAGCGUCAUCCACGUGCAGUCGGCGGGCGCGCGGGACGACGCGUGCGCGCCAGCCGUGGGCGCGCUGCGGCCGUGCGCCACGUACCCGCAGCAGAACCGCUCGCUGUCGUCGCAGAGCUAUAGUCCGGCGCGCGCCGCCGCCUUGCGCACCGUCAACACGGUCGAGUCGCUGGCGCGCGCCGUGCCCGGCGCCCUGCCCGGCGCGGCAGGGGCGGCCGGCACCGCCGAGCACAAGUCGCAGACCUACACCAACGGCUUCGGCGCCGCGCGCGACGGUCUGGAGUUCGCCGACGCCGACGCGCCGGCCGCCCGCUCGAACGGUGAGUGCGGCCGCGGCGGCCCGGGGCUGGCGCAGCGGCGCUGCCAGCGCGAGAACUGCGCGUUCUACGGGCGCGCCGAGACCGAGCACUACUGCUCCUACUGCUACCGCGAGGAGCUGCGGCGGCGGCGCGAGGCGCGCGGGGCCCGGCCCUGAGUGCGGCGCGCGCACCGCCAGCUUUUACCAUAAAGGAUUUCUUUUCCAUUCUGUCGGUGUCUUUUUUACAUGCCCUGGUCAACCGGAAGGCCGGCGACUCCUCUGUCAGUGCUGUGUACGUGUUUGGUCAAACGUUCCUAAUGGUGCCUGAACCUACACUGACGCCACUCAGGUAGUAGACGGAUAGGAAACAAGUCAUACUGUUGGAAGUGGGUGUGCUAGCUAGCAUCUGCCUCGUACCUGUGGAAACUCAAUAGCCAUUGCAAGAGUAUUUUUGUUCCUCAAUAAGAGAAAUAAAGAAAUUUGCAGCCCUUU